Molecule: messenger RNA, 1092 nt
Organism: Danaus chrysippus (African queen)
Lineage: Eukaryota; Metazoa; Arthropoda; Insecta; Lepidoptera; Nymphalidae
Source: the annotation of a GenBank genome assembly
AUGUCGCCCCCAAUAGACGCCCACAUACUGCAUUUGGACGCCUGGGAGAAUCUGGACCAGGAGUCCAUGGAAUUGACACACACCUCGGAGUUCUGGACCCAGGUUCAGUAUGAAACGGACCGGCUCGACCUGAUCCCGCCGACCGAGCUCAGCAACCUGCUGACGGACAGCGAGGGCGACUGGCGGAUCACGGACACGCCGGAGGAACCCCACAAGGACAACAUCGUGCACCACGACUGUAUGUGGGCCGGCUCCUGUAUAGACUCAGUGCACCCUCCCAGCAACACGUUCGUCAAGUCGGAGCCGAUGUCUCCGCCGCCGGGCCAGAGUCUCCUGCGUCGGGACCAGUCCCCGCCGCGGCCGGACACUCCCCCCUCGCUGGACGGAGACGAGCCCCCUCAGUUCAGACACGCGGUGGACGUGGCCGGCACCGCGCUCAGGCUGCUCAGGGACUCGGCCGCCGUGGCCGCGGACCACUCCUACACCCUCGCCAGACAACACUUCGACUGCCUCGGGGUCCAAACACCUUCCGACUCCUGUGAAUCAGAGGAGGAAAUCGAUGUGGUAUCGUUGGGGACAUCCCAGCAGCCGCUGGCUUCAACGUCGCCCGUGAGAGUGGACUCGCUGCCCCGAGCACCUUCCGUUCAGGAGCGGCACCACAUACAGCGCACCGUGGAGAACGUUAUAACGAGACCCCCGGCCAGGAAACGCCUGGUGCCGCCCACUAGCAUACCCACGGCCUCCGUGCCGCGGCGGCGGAGAGGUCCCGGCAGACGAGGGCGCUCCAACACUGACACGGACUCGGAGGCAGAGAGUCCGGAGAUCGAGCGCCGGUCCAUACACAACGACAUGGAACGGUUGAGACGCAUCGGCCUAAAGAACCUCUUCGACGAGCUCAAGAAGCAGAUCCCCGCGACUAGAGACAAGGAGCGGGCGCCCAAGGUCGUGAUACUGAGAGAAGCGGCCGCCCUGUGCCGCAAGCUGCGGGAGGAGGACCUCGAGAGGGAAUACCUUAAGAAGCAACAGAAUAAAUUGAUGACCAAACUGAAGAAAAUGCGUACGAUGCUCGCGGCGCGGUACCGGCCGUACUGA